Molecule: messenger RNA, 6451 nt
Organism: Salvelinus sp. IW2-2015
Lineage: Eukaryota; Metazoa; Chordata; Actinopteri; Salmoniformes; Salmonidae
Product: F-BAR domain only protein 2
Exons: 30
Coding region: 141-3497 (1118 amino acids)
Biological process (GO): clathrin coat assembly; clathrin-dependent endocytosis; synaptic vesicle endocytosis
Cellular component (GO): clathrin-coated vesicle; plasma membrane; clathrin-coated pit
Source: RefSeq, a predicted model, not a curated record
UCUGAGGUGGGGAGGGAGAAGAAAGAGUGAGGGAAAAGGAGAAAAAGCACACAACAGAAAAGGGGAGGACAUCGGUGUAAUUGUGUGAAUUUUGGUUGAAUUACAUUGAAGAAAAUAGUUGCAGAGAGGAAGAAACCAAGAUGAUAACGCCCUACUUCCUACAGAAUUUCUGGGGCGAAAAAAACAAUGGAUUUGAUGUUCUCUACCACAACAUGAAGCAUGGUCAAAUCUCCUCCAAGGAACUUACGGAGUUCAUCAGAGAAAGGGCUACCAUAGAAGAGGUCUAUGCCAGGUCAAUGACCAAACUUGCCAAGUCAGCUGGCAACUUCUCUCAGCUCGGGACGUUUUCCCCGGUGUGGGAUGUGUUUAAGAUGUCCACAGAGAAGCUGGCCAGCUGCCACCUGGAGCUGGUGAGGAAGCUACAGGAGCUUAUCAAAGACGUGCAGAAGUACGUGGAUGACCAGGCCAAGGCCCACAAAAAGACCAAGGAGGAGGUGGCGUCCACACUGGAGUCAGUCCAGACCAUCCAGACCACCGGUGUAGCCUUACAGAAGUCCAAGGAGAACUACAACUCCAAAACUGUGGAGCAGGAGAGACUCCGCAAGGAGGGAGCAACACAGAGAGAUGUGGACAAGGCUGGAGUGAAGGCCAAGAAAGCCACGGAAACCUACAAGGGCUUUGUGGAAAAAUACGCCACAGCCAAGUCCGAGUUUGAACAGAAGAUGGCUGAAACUGCACAGAAGUUUCAGGACAUCGAGGAGAGCCACAUCGUCCACAUGAAGGAUAUCAUUCAGUCAUACACACAGUCUGUUGACGAGACGCACGUUCAGAUCGGAGAGGUCCGUAUAGAGUUUGAGAGGAACAUGGAGAACACCUCUGUGGAGGGCUUGAUACAGAAACUGGCUGAUAGUAAAGGAACGGGCAAAGAGAGACCAGAUCCUAUUGACUUUGAAGAAUGCAACACUGCCAUCGCCACUGAAGGAGCCAAACCCAGAAAGAGGAAAACAUUUGCGAUCCCAGGCCGCCGGAAAGACAACAAGGACACAGACUCGACGGAGUCGACAGAAGUUGAACCUGCUAACAAUACCAAUGGAGUUCCUCCUGGAUACUAUGGCACCAUAGACUUCCAAAACGCUAAUGUCCCCACGGUUGAUGAAGAUGGCUUCUGCAUCAGACCGGAAGACCGCAACCAAAAUGAUGCCAAAGAGAACUCGUUCUAUUCGUCGAGUGACUCGGAGGAUGAGGAUGAACCCAGGAAGUUCCGCGUGGAAAUCAAGCCGGUGGCGCCCAACAACAGGACGCAACAAAGCCAAGCCACCAUCGACCAACUCAAGGCCUCCAUUGGAAACAUCAGCCUAUCGCCACCAACCUCGGGUCAGAUGCCAAGGAACCAAUCCAGGCUGUCAGGAAUGCAUCCCCACUCAGCGAUAGGCUCUCAGGUGCUAGGUGAUGAGUUGGGAAAGGCCAGGAUGUCAACAUAUUUCAAUGACAGUAGACCUGCUCUCAAUAAUGACCUUCUCUCACUGGAUCCGUUCGGCCCCGCCCCCACCCUAAGAGGCUCCUCCUCCUCAGUGUCCUCAUCAACAGACAUCGACUCUCUUUUCCUCUCCAUUCCUCUAUGUCCUCUACACAUGAACGAGUCCCCUGUGUUUCUGCUAGGGGAGGCAGAUGAGGGGGUGUUACAGCAGGAGCUAUCCUCUCCCCCACUGGCAGACGGCCUGCAGCAGGCCAAAGGAGAGGUCACCCCUCUACCUUCCUCCACCACCACCUUCUCUCCAUUGAACUCACCAGCUGACCCCUUUCUGGCCCUGAAGCCCAUCCCAGCCCGGGCCCAGAGCGCCCCCAUCACCCGGCAGGAUGAGCCCAUAGAACCCCAGGAUCCAACCCCAGCCCCCGCAGGCCCAGACCCAACCAGCGUGCCUCAGGGAGAGAACCAGUCUGCCUUUACCUGGUCCCAGAGCCAGUGGAUUGACGUCAAUGACGACUUUGUGCCAGUCCGACGCCAGCAGAGCUGCGGUCCGGGUACAGGUCUGGUCAACUCCGACCGGACCCAGUCUAACCCUCCUACCAUUAGGCCUCAGUCUUGCCGGUCCUUCUGUUUCUUCUCUGAUGACCCCGCUGAUCCCUAUUAUAAGAUGGCGCUGAGCAGUGGGGUUGUGGAGGUCAGCACCUCCUCUGUCUCUGAGGUCUUUUCAGCUCUGACAGAGGGGAGGGUGGCAGCAGCAGCAGCAGCUAGCCAAGCACACAACGUGCCUGCCCUGGCCAGACCCACUACCCCUCAAACUGGGGCCAUGGUGGCUCCUCCACGACCCUCUUCCAGACCCAAACUACCCACAGGAAAACUCACAGGAAUCAUUGAAAUUGUGCGGCCAUUCAGCCCGACUAAGACAUUGUCCAACGCCAGUCCUCCUCCGGCUGCUCCCCUGGCCCGGGCAGAGAGCUCCUCCUCCCUGUCCUCCACCGCCUCUCUCAGUGCCUCCAACACACCCACAGUGGGGCCUGAGCGUAUCUUCCGUCCCUCCCUUUCCUCACCGGAACCAGAGUUCCUCCUUUCUGCCUGUCCUCUGUUUCUCCUCAACCAAAAGGAUGAUGGUUUCAUCGGGAAGCUGCCCACCUUUGAGAAGUGCUGUGAAACGCCUGCAGGGACGUCUCGCGGUCCCAGCCCAGUGACCCUGGCGUCCCAGGAUGCCUUGCCCAUUGCUGUGGCCUUCACAGAGUCUGUUAAUGCCUACUUCAAAGGAGCUGAUCCCGCUAAGUGCAUAGUGAAGAUCACAGGUGACAUGACCCUGUCCUUCCCCAUGGGUAUCAUCAAGGUGUUCACCAGUAACCCCUCCCCUGCUAUGCUCACCUUCAAACUGAAGAACACCUCCAAGCUGGAGCAGAUCCUCCCCAACCAGACACUACUGUUCAGUGAUCCCUCGCAAAGUGAUGCUCAUACCAAGGACUUUUGGUUCAACAUGCAAGCUCUCACAUCGUACCUCAGGAAAGCCUCAGAGCAGAACCCUGCUGCAUCCUACUACAACGUUGACAUCCUCAAAUACCAGGUGUCCUCUAAAGGAAUCGCAUCUACCCCUCUGAACCUGGCAGUGUACUGGAAGUGUGACCCCGCCACCACUGACCUGAGGCUGGACUACCACUACAACCCAGAGUCCAUGCUCUGUCCCGGCCCUCUCUCCAACGUACAGGUCCUAGUGCCUGUAGAUGGAGGGGUCACCAACAUGCAGUCCCUGCCUAAUGCUAUCUGGAACUCAGAGCUGAAUAAGUCUCUCUGGAAGCUGAACGAUAUCUCUGAGAAGUCUGAAAAUGAAGGCUCGGGGUCUCUGAGGGCUAAGUUUGACCUCUCUGACGGCCCGUCCACCCCAACCACCCUGGCUGUGCAGUUUAUGAGUGAGGGGAGCACGCUGUCUGGGGUGGACAUAGAGCUGUUGGGAACCGGGUACAGACUGUCCCUCAACAAGAAGAGGUUUGCCACAGGUCGUUACAUGGCAGACUGUUGAGUAUGCACACCGUCCUGGACCCCCAAGCACAACCACUUUAUUGAACAUUUAUUUUCAAUAUUUUAGUCCAUUUUGUCCUAUUUAUUAAAGAGGCGGGGGAGAAGGGAGAGGUGCAGCAAAUACAACAGGUUUUUUGUGACGCAUCCAAACACUUUGCAUUAUGUCCCAAUGUACCUUGUCUGUCUCGAGCAGAGAGCUUCUCAGUACAGUAAAGCAGCGCUGAGUAUUGAACACUGUUUAAAAAAAGAAUAAUAAAUGAAAUAAAAAAUUAAGUUGGGCUGUCAGGAAAUGUAUAAUUGUUGAGAAGUGUAAUGCUUUCUGAUCAAUGCAGACUUUUAUAAAGUCAGAACCGUAGUGUUUCGUUAUGUAACAAUGUAUGGAUUAUAUAUAAAUACAUAUUAUAUACAAAAAAAAUGUAAAAAUGAAAACAAUCUGCACUAACAAUCUAAAAAUAUAUUUGUUCUCUCCUUUGUAAAUUGUGUAUGUAUUCCACUGAAGCUCUUGUAGUAACAAAGAUUCUGGGUAAAACAGUGAGAAAAGAGAAGAAAGAUGAGAGGAAAUGCCACACUAUCCUCCCUCAUCCCCCUCUCCUUCUCUUCUCCAUUGCAAGUACGAUCACCGAGUAUUUUACUUUGUGAGACUCAAGUCAUGUUUUUUGCUGAUUUACCUUUAUUUCCUGGGUUCUUUUUGUUCUGAUCAUGUGCAAUGAAGAAAUGAAGGUAUAAGCUGUAUUUUUUUUAACUAAACAGAUUCUCUCAAAUGUUAUUAUGGCACAACAUUAAUCGGUUGUCCUGUCGCUUCUGACAACUGGUAAUAACACAAGGUCAGCUCUCUUUCAAAAGCAAAAAAACUCAACUUAACUGACCUCAGUGCCUCUUUCUUUCUGUGGAUAAAUUCAUUGAAAAACGUAGCUAUCUUUUCUCUAUGCCCUUUUGUAUGUUAAAAAAGCACCGCUAACAAAAAGAAAAAGCACCAACCUUGUGCAAGUUGUUGUUUUAUAAUCUUGUUUUUGGAUGUUGAAGGGAAAAUGCUUCCAGUUUCUACACCAGUCAAUCCAAAAGGCAUCUGUCUUCCAGAAACUGCUGAUCCAGUGGACUCACUGUCUCAGUUCUGUGUCUUUGCUGUGAUGUUGUCUUUUCUACUAGGGUAUUUUUUUCUAUAUUUGAUCCGAUAGAGAUCUUUGUUCCCAAACCGCCUUCGGUCUAUUUGAGAGCACUGGACAGCCUGCUAGCCGAGCAUCUUUAUCACAAUCUAGCCAAAUCAAUUCUAGUAAUGCCUUAAGAAAAUAUACCUUGUCAUCUUUUGAUAAUGGUAAUAAGAUGCUAUCCAGUUGUGAUAGGCUACAUUUCUGCCGUGUUUGCCUGUGAGGAGAGAGAUGGAUGACAGUUCUUGGUGCUGACUCGAUAUCAUACUGAGUGGUUCAUUCUUGCCUUAUAUACCAAUGGAGGACCAGUAUCUAGAAGGGCUACAUCUCCUAGAUGGAAAGAUGCAUACACCUUAUGUAGCAGUUCUAUCAAUAUCACUAAUGUGUGUUUUUGACAACCUUUUCCAAUGCCUUCUUCACAAAACCACAGUUUUGACAGUAUAGAUAAUGAUCAGAGUACUGUAUUUUCAUUACAAACAUUGAUAUGGGCACACCAGUAACACUGUGAUUGUGGACUGUUAGUGUUCCAUCAUGUAUGUGGCCAUCUGAACACUGUAUGCUUGUAAACUCCUGGCCCAUAUCCACAACGCGUCUCCGAGUAAUAGUGCUGAUCUAGGUUCUGGCCAUAUAAUAUGAUCAAUUAUGAACUAAAAGACAACUGAUCCUAUAUCGGCACUCUUACACUGAGACGCUUUGUGGAUAACGAACCCUGGUAUUUGGUACAGUUGAUACUGUUAACGUUCUCGCUGCUUCUGAAAUGGCACCCUAUGCCCUACAAUAUAUAGUGCAAUAGUUUUGAUCAGUAGUAGUGCACUAUGGAAUAGGGUGCCUUUUCAGAGGCGCUAUGUGUAGAUAUGGUUAAUCGCAUCGCUUACUAGUAAACGUGAUCUGACCAAACCUCAAGAUAUGACUUUUCAGCACAACAAAACACCUAGUCCAUGUGGCCAGUCUUCUAGAACUAUGAGAAAACACCUAGUCCAUGUGGCCAGUCUUCUAGAACUAUGAGAAAUGUGAUUAUUGUUUAACAAUGUUGAUUGAGAUGCAUUUGUGAAGUCAAUGUCUAAAAUAGGAUUUGUUUUGCAUACAGUACAAUAAGUCACAAUUAUGUUUUGUAAGGCAUGGAUUAAUCAUCACGGUUUGAAUUAUUGGUCAUGUUUUAUUUGUAUGUAUAAGGUUUUUAAGGAUGAUAUUUGUUUAAGAUAGUUUAAGACUCCACCUUCAGUAGAAUUGUAGAGGCAGAUACUAACUUUAUUUGAAUGAGGGGUAAAAUUAUACACAAAUAAUAUUUUCCAGAACACUAUAUAUGGCCCAACCAAAUAAUGUGACUAUCCGAAUGGAGUUAGAGUUUACUAAACCUAAGCGUUAUUAUGGAAAACAAACGUAGCUUGUAAGGAACGUUUAAAGAGGGGAACAGCGUAUCAAAAUCAGACGUUUUUUUUAUGGAGUUCUCCUUAAAAUAUAUCAACAGCACCGGCUACUCUCGAGUCACCCGCUAAGAUCAGAGAAACCCACACACAGAAACUGAAUAUAUAUGCAAAGUAUAUUUAGCGAGCUGGUUCUUGCUGUCUCUACAUAGCAUCCAGUGAUUUUUCUUUUUUUUCUUUCUUCUUGGAGCUUGUCAUUAUGAUUUUUGUUUGUAUGUCUAUGUCAAAAGCAGAGUUUAGUUUGAUUUCUCAUAAAAUGUAAAUUUUUACAAAUAUCUCUGCCACUUUUUUUUUCCUGUUCACUUUAUGAUCGAUCUCAAUGUGCCUGUAUUAAAUGUAUAAUAUAUGAUUAUAUACCUAUAUAUAAAAAUGACUACUUAAAAUUG